This is a messenger RNA of Colletotrichum costaricense, 813 nucleotides long. RefSeq lists its product as uncharacterized. NCBI's taxonomy places the organism in Eukaryota, Fungi, Ascomycota, Sordariomycetes, Glomerellales, Glomerellaceae. The transcript is spliced from 2 exons. The record is from RefSeq and is a predicted model, not a curated record. Bases 1 to 813 code for a protein of 270 amino acids.
AUGCCUCAGAGCCAUCGCCUACAGGAUCCAUUCACACCUCUUGAGGACCGUCUGUCGUCUCAGCUCCAGGGACCUCCGAUGAAUACGUCGCACUUCGACUCUCAGGCACAUCCUAUGAGUCUCCAUAUUCUUCAUCCCCAGACUGAUCCACGCUACGUGGUCCCGCCUGAAUACAUUAUACCCAACGUAUCACCUGGGCAUCCUCAAGAUUAUUACCAAAGCCAGGGACCUAAGCCAAUCUUCCAACCUCAUGGGCCAAAUUUUCGCACAGAGCCAGCCCAAGAACCUCUGCCAUUUGAAAGACCACCUUCAGAUCAAUUUGCAAGUAACAGGUACGAGGACGCAGUAUAUUUUGAUGAAAGGGAGAACGACUCCCUGAACGAUGACAGAGGCACCAGAUCUGCCAUAGGCGACUUCCAAUACACCAAUGACUGGGCCCAGAAUAGACUGAGAAACCCGCCGGAGCGGUCUGGUCAGAGUUCUCGAAAUUACCCAAGGAAAUCGAGGGGCUUUGAGCACGAUGAUCCUCGAGAUCGCGCCAUGAGCAGCGAGAAGGGACCUCUUUGGAGUUACCAGGACAUCAGCCGGACCAGGUUGGAAACAGCAAUAGAUUUAGGAAGAGAAAGGCGUUUUCAAGGAGAGAUGGGGAGAAUUCCCCAAGAACAAUGCAGAGGCCCUCGAGGGUCACGCCUUUCGGAAUGGGCCUCCUCUGUUACUAGGCCGACGGCUCCCAGGCGACGCGGUUCAGGAUCAAGCCGCUCGACUUCACCCGAUGAAGCCAUUGAUAAUUAUCAGCGGGAGCCUGUCGCUUAG